CGGGGGAGGGGCGGAGGGUCAGUCUCCGCCGGGCGCUCCCGGGGAUCAGCUGGCGGGCGAGUGGGCGCCGUACGCGGCCCCUGCUCUUGCUGCAGCGCCGCCUCCUCUCCGCGUCGCAGGUCGGCCCGGCAGCUGUGACAAUGUUGCGGAGCUGGUAGCUGGGCGCCGGCCGCCGAGCUCUCUCAAGUUUAAACUUACACGAAUCGCUCUCCUGAGGAGGAGGGGACCCGCCGCGCGAUUGACACGCAUAUUCCUAUAGGCAUCCUUCCUCAGCCGCCACCCCCACGGCCGGAUUCGGGUGGCUCUUCUCGGAGCUGAAAUCUGAGAAGAAAUCCUUGGGUCUCCUUUCUUCCUUUUUUUUUUUUUUAAAUCUAGAAACUAUCGGUAUUUUGCUUUGCUGCUUCCUUUUUGCAAGAUGAAGAAGUUUUUCGACUCCCGGCGUGAGCAGGGCGGCUCUGGCCUGGGCUCCGGCUCCAGCGGAGGAGGGGGCAGCACUUCGGGCCUGGGCAGUGGCUACAUCGGAAGGGUCUUUGGCAUCGGGCGACAGCAGGUCACUGUGGACGAGGUGUUGGCGGAAGGUGGAUUUGCUAUUGUGUUUCUGGUGAGGACAAGCAAUGGAGUGAAGUGUGCCUUGAAACGCAUGUUUGUCAACAAUGAGCAUGACCUCCAGGUGUGCAAGAGAGAAAUCCAGAUAAUGAGGGACCUGUCUGGGCACAAGAACAUUGUGGGUUACAUUGACUCUAGUAUCAACAAUGUGAGUAGUGGCGACGUAUGGGAAGUUCUCAUUCUGAUGGACUUCUGUAGAGGAGGCCAGGUGGUGAACCUGAUGAAUCAGCGCCUGCAAACAGGUUUUACAGAGAAUGAAGUGCUGCAGAUAUUUUGUGAUACCUGUGAAGCUGUCGCCCGCCUGCAUCAGUGCAAAACUCCUAUUAUCCACCGUGACCUGAAGGUUGAAAAUAUCCUCUUGCAUGACCGAGGCCACUACGUUCUGUGUGACUUUGGAAGCGCCACCAACAAAUUCCAGAAUCCACAAACUGAGGGCGUCAAUGCAGUAGAAGAUGAGAUUAAGAAAUACACCACGCUGUCCUACCGAGCACCAGAAAUGGUUAACCUGUACAGUGGCAAAAUCAUCACUACAAAAGCAGACAUUUGGGCUCUUGGAUGUUUGUUGUAUAAAUUAUGCUACUUCACUUUGCCGUUUGGGGAGAGUCAGGUGGCAAUUUGUGAUGGAAACUUCACAAUUCCUGAUAACUCUCGAUAUUCCCAAGACAUGCACUGCCUAAUUAGGUAUAUGUUGGAACCAGACCCUGACAAAAGGCCGGAUAUUUACCAGGUCUCCUACUUCUCAUUUAAACUAGUCAAGAAAGAAUGCCCAAUUCCAAAUGUACAGAACUCUCCCAUUCCUGCAAAGCUUCCUGAACCAGUGAAAGCCAGUGAAGCAGCUGCAAAAAAGACCCAGCCAAAGGCCAGGUUAACAGAUCCCAUUCCCACCACAGAAACUUCAAUUGCACCCCGCCAGAGGCCUAAAGCUGGGCAGACUCAGCCAAACCCAGGAAUCCUUCCCAUCCAGCCAGCCCUGACACCUCGAAAGAGGGCCAUGGUUCAGCCCCCACCCCAGGCUGCAGGACCCAGCGGUCAGCCUGUCCUUUUAGCCAGUGUUCCCCAACCAAAAACCCAGCCUCAACCCAGCCAACCUCUACCACAAUCUCAGCCCAAGCAGCCACAGGCUCCACCUACCCCUCAGCAGACGCCUUCUACUCAGGCUCAGGGUCUGCCCACUCAGGCCCAGGCCACUCCGCAGCACCAGCAGCAACUCUUCCUCAAGCAGCAGCAACAGCAGCCACAGCAGCAGCAGCAGCCACCACAGCAACCUGCGGGCUCGUUUUACCAGCAGCAGCAGCAGCAGCAGCCACAGCAGGCCCAGGCUCAGCAGUUUCAGGCAGUACAUCCAGCAUCCCAGCAACCAGCGAUUGCUCAGUUCCCUGUGGUGGCCCAAGGAGGCUCUCAGCAGCAGCUGAUACAGAACUUCUACCAGCAGCAACAGCAGCAGCAACAGCAGCAGCUUGCCACAGCCCUGCAUCAACAACAGCUGAUGACUCAGCAGGCUGCCCUGCAGCAAAAGACCGCUGUGACAGCAGUACAGCAGCCCCAGGCACAGCCAGUGGCCCCACAGCCAGUCCCCGCCCAGGAGCCAGCGCAGAUUCAAGCCCCAAUAAGACAACAGCCAAAGGUUCAGACAACCCCACCUCCUGCCAUCCAGGGGCAGAAAAUCGGAUCUCUCACUCCUCCAUCAUCCCCCAAGACCCAACGUGCUGGGCACAGGCGGAUUCUCAGUGACGUAACCCACAGUGCAGUCUUUGGGGUCCCUGCCAGCAAAUCAACUCAGCUGCUCCAGGCAGCUGCAGCUGAGGCCAGUCUCAAUAAGUCCAAGUCUGCAACCACCACUCCAUCAGGCUCCCCUCGGACCUCCCAGCAGAAUGUUUAUAAUCCUUCAGAAGGUUCUACGUGGAAUCCUUUCGAUGAUGACAAUUUCUCCAAACUCACAGCUGAAGAACUGCUAAACAAGGACUUUGCCAAGCUGGGGGAAGGCAAACAUCCUGAGAAGCUUGGGGGCUCAGCUGAGAGUUUGAUCCCAGGCUUUCAAUCAACUCAAGGCGAUGCUUUUGUGACUUCCUCAUUUUCUGCUGGAACUGCUGAAAAAAGGAAGGGUGGGCAGACUGUGGAUUCUAGCCUGCCACUUCUGAGUGUGUCUGAUCCUUUCAUUUCUCUUCAAGUACCUGAUGCACCAGAAAAACUUAUUGAGGGACUCAAAUCUCCUGACACUUCUCUUCUGCUCUCUGACCUUUUGCCUCUGACAGAUCCUUUUGGUAGCACUGCUGAUGCUGUAAUUGAAAAAGCUGAUGCUGCUGUUGAGAGUCUCAUACCAGGACUGGAGCCCCCAGUGCCCCAGCGCCUCCCAUCUCAGACGGAAUCCGUUACCUCGAAUCGCACAGAUUCUCUCACCGGGGAAGAUUCCCUGCUUGAUUCCUCUCUGCUUUCUAACCCUACUACUGAUCUUCUGGAAGAGUUUGCCCCUAUAGUGAUCUCUGCUCCAGCCCAUAAAGCUGCAGAAGAUAGUAAUCUCAUCUCAGGUUUUGAUGUCCCUGAGGGCUCGGACAAGGUGGCAGAAGAUGAGUUUGAUCCCAUUCCUGUAUUGAUAACCAAAAAUCCACAAGGUGGGCACUCUAGAAACAGCAGUGGGAGCUCUGAGUCCAGUCUUCCCAACCUAGCCAGGUCUUUACUGCUGGUGGAUCAGCUCAUAGACCUGUAGCCGUGACCCAGUAGCAGAUGCAAUUGUGUAACCUUAAUACCGUAAUAUACAUUCUCAUUACGGAGUUAUAAGAAAAAUGAAUUUUUUUUUGUUAAAUCUGCAAAUAAGGGGCCUCUAGCCCUUAUCUCCUACCCCUUGCCUUCUCCUAUAGAAAUGAUAAGGAAAGAAAAUCACUUUGGCCCUCCAGAUAUUCCUUGGCCAGUUUCUCCCUGUUAGUUUUGCCGUGUUUUCUCAUUACCCUUCUUCAAUAGCAUUAUCUUAAAUCAAGCGCUAGAUGCCAUGAGCUUCACCUCUGCUGGAAUCGACUCCACCAAAAGCUUAACUGUAUCUGAAACUAGUGAAUUGACACCUUUGUUUCAUUCUUGCUAGGAAUGACCUCCCAACCCCUCUCUCCUUUGGCCAGAUGCUGGCAAAUGUAUUUACCUGUUUUUGCUUUAUAUCCUGAUGCAUUAUCAUGAGGACAUUACUUCUUCAGUUGGUCUUAACUUUAGGCAAUAGCCUGGAGAUGAGUGUGUGGUUUAAGAGAGGGUAGAACUGACUGACUGGUAGCAGUAUAUGUUUGAGAAGAGAAAUUGAGUCCAGCUCUAGCCAGCCAACUUUGACCUUUGAUCAUAGACUUAGCCAAGGGAUUUUACACCCCAUGCAACCUGCCCAGCAUUCAUCCAGCUUUCUGGCUUCCAUUGAACCGUGAUUUCUCAGAUCUGGAGAUGUGACUGCAAGUACUUGAGAUCCUUGGAGAAAAUGUGUACAUGAUAUAAAUCCCAAGUAUUGCCAUUCCUUUUCAUGUUAACUGUCCCAAGCUGGGAUCUCAGAAUUAGACUAAAACAAGACAAUGGUGGUAAUAUGAUUCCUUUUAUUAGAAGACUUUUCACUGGGGGGUAAAUAGGGGAGGGGAAGGAAUUGUAGCAGAAACAGAUGUAUUUUUCUUGUGAUUUUUAUUUUGAAUCAAAUAUUGUAAAUUGUGUAUAAAUGAAGACGCUGAAUAGUUCUGUUUCCACUUGGUGUUUCAAGUCCGAUAUCAGGUGUCUGUACAGGGUUUUGCUCUCUCUCCCAUGUAUAACUGGACAGCGAUCCUACAGUGUAACAUAUGGAAUCAUUUUGAAUAGACUCGUGUGUUGCUAUAAGCUUUCAGCAGGUCCUCUGUCUUUGUAGAAUAAGCAUGUUGUUUAUUUUCAGAUAAUCAGAAGUAAGUGUGCUGACAAGCUUGGCACAAUUUGACUGUAGCUAUUUACCUUUCUUUUAUCUCUCUGAUGUUUAAAUUGAAGGCUGCAGCCACUAACAUGUUUAGUUGGUUUUCCUUGACUUCUUAGAUAGAAGACAAAACAAAAGAAAGCGUAGUUCCUCACUAACCUUAGAAUAUUCUUCAUAAAAUAAAUAAAGGACCCUGCACUGACAUGACAACAUGCCUCAUGGUCACCCUCUGUAUCUGUACAUAUUCAUUGAAGUGGUUUGUUUUUGUUUUUGUUUUUUUUCCCUUACGUGAAAAAGCAAUUUUAUAAAAUCACACUUUUGAAAAGAGGUGGGCACAGAGGACCCCACUGUUGUUGUCUUCCUCAAGUGCCAUUUGCCGUGAUCAAAAGGGAAACUCUUAGUUGAUCAGAUUUGUACAAAUAAAAUUCCAAGUCCAUUUGCUGGUUUCUCUAUCUAGUACUUUUGUUUCUUCUUCCUCAUGUUUGCACUUUAGGGGGGCGGGGGGAGAGAAGGUUUAACGGCAACCAUAAAAGCCUGCAACACUGCACUUUGGAGGACAAGCUCUGACGCCAGCAAUGCGAGAGCAACCAUUGAAAGACAUCUGAGGAAAGGUCUGAGCCUUUCGGUCUUCUGACUUUAGAUACUUCCUCUGCGGGCUGAAAUUAGAUAAGCUAAGUGAAGUCCUCUCCUAAGGUAACAGAUCGUUUCCAAAAUUUAGAGAGGCACAACCUACAUGCUGAGGAUUAAAAACAAAAAGAUAUUUUUGAAGCGCUUUCUCUAAGUGGAUAGCAGUGAAAGUGGGACUGGGCUCACCCAUUUAUGAACAAGAAAAACUGCUGCAGAUCAGAAUUGUAUUCUCUUUCCUGGACAUAGAAAGAGUGUAUAAACUAAUGAAGGAAAUGUUUAUUUUUAAAUAAGAAUAAUGUUUUACGAUUUGGUUUUUUUCAUACAUACAUACAUGUUAGAAAUAUAAUGAAAUAUCUAGUUUCUCAGUUUAAUUGAAACCAUGAAGAGUAUAGUUUAGAAAUUAGGUGUCUCUAAAUUGUUCCUUUCGUGCAUUACCCAUAAUUACAUUGACAUAUAUUAUCUAGUCGUCUAGCUCAAUAAAGCUUAAUGGGGACUGCUAAUGAAAAUGAACAGAAAAGAAGCCAGAGACUAGAUGGUGGAAGCCUGAGGGAGAUAAUGUCAUGAAGUUAUCUUGGCUUGUUCUUGAGGAAUAGAGCCUUAAAGGGGAGAACUGUUUUUCUCUUGAGGAAUACCUGUGAAUGACUCAGUAAUGGGGCCUUCCUUAGUUUACAGCAUCACCUUGAGCUAAGAGGGUUUAUUUGAGCUGAGUAUAGUGUGCUGGUAAUUGGUAGACCUAUGGGACCACAGACUGAGCUGCAAGAGGAACCUUAGAGACCAUCCUCUAGUCCAUCCACUUUGCUCUACAGAUGUGGGACCUGAGCUGGAUGGAGGCAGGGUGGUGGGAAAAGAGGCCUGGGCUGGACAGGCCUCCUGGGACCUCAUCCUGACCCUUGCCAGUCACCGGCUGAGUGACCUUCAGCAAGCACUUCACCUUUUAGAGCUGCUGUUUUUGUUCAUACAGCGAUGGAUAUGAACUAGCUGGUCUUUAAGAUUAUAGAAUUAUAGGAUCCUAAGUAAAUACUGUUAUUCUUUAGAAGGACUAUGAAGGAUUUAUAUAAUCCUGAUGUUCUUCAGUUACCUUAUAGUUCUUGCUAUUACUGUAGCAAUAUUUACAUUUUAGAGAAUUAUAGUAGGAUUUUAAUAACCUGGGUUGCUCUUUCUUGGUUAUCUGAAUAGAAGCCUAAAUUAUCACAGAGUUUUGAACACAGAUUUUCCUUUUUUAAUAUCUGUCUUUCACACACACGUACCCUUACAUAUUCCAACAAAACCAUGUCAGAUUUCAUUUCUUUUUAAAUGUGUAUCAGGGAUCUGCCAUUAAAAAAUGGGCAAAUACUAUAUGUUUCUGAUUUGCUUUUAUUCCAACUGUAUAAAAGUAGUAAUUAAACCAGAAAACAUCACAAAUUGGUAUUUUUCCCUUUACAGCAUUCAAAUAACUAAAUAAUCAAAUUCAAGUCCCAAUGUUUUUAAAAACACAAGCCUCAGAGGAGAUAAAGUUUAAUUGGUCUCUUUUAAAAAAAUGUGAUUAUUAUAAUCUGAUGAUUUCUUUAGCAGACAUAUCAGGAUCUUGACAUCCGGUUGAGUGUUAUUCCCUUCAAGGGCACCUGGUUUCACGUGAGAAGCUCAUACUUUUUUUAAUGAUGCUGCUAUCAUUUAAGUUAUUUUGAAACUCCUCUCCUGAGAAAUAACAUCAAGGAAGGUAAUAAGGUAUAAUAAAAUCGGUUGUAUUACUUGCUCAAUAAUACCACUUUCAGCAUCUGAAAGUAUAUUCCAUUUCUUGAUAUUUUUCCACCAUUCUUGUUCUGAGUAACAUUUGACUGUUU
Messenger RNA from Trichechus manatus latirostris (Florida manatee), 6948 nucleotides. RefSeq names its product AP2 associated kinase 1 (gene AAK1). The transcript is spliced from 22 exons. Bases 416 to 3310 code for a protein of 964 amino acids. NCBI's taxonomy places the organism in Eukaryota, Metazoa, Chordata, Mammalia, Sirenia, Trichechidae. Gene Ontology annotation, biological process: protein phosphorylation. Gene Ontology annotation, molecular function: ATP binding; protein kinase activity. The record is from RefSeq and is a predicted model, not a curated record.